AUGUACAGUAUACGUCUUCCAUGGAGAAUUGAAGAACCACAUGAAAGAAUUUGGAGGGAGAUCAUUCAUAGGAAAUUCGGUUUUCCAAUGAAUCCCCCACUCUUCCGACGAGGUCAGGCUUUGCAUCCAGUACCUAGAGUAGUUGAUUGGCUCGGCCCAUCUUCUGAACUGCUUGUGUGUCCCCAUGAAGCCGUUAAACAGCCACCCAAUGUAGGUUCAACCUACAUCGUUACAGGUCGGUAUACGUAUAAGCAUUAUCUUCAGGAUGGAGUAGAUGAUAGGAAUUGGGGUUGUGCAUAUCGAUCACUUCAAACACUUGUAUCCUGGCUUAUGUGGCAAGGUGAAAUAACUCCAGGUCCACUACCAUCUUUAAGAGAUAUUCAAGCUUCCAUUGUACGUUUUGGAGAUAAACCAAAAAGUUUUAUCGGUAGUUGUCAAUGGAUUGGUUCGCUAGAGGUUAGUUAUUGUUUGCAAGAGUUAUACAACAUUCAUUGUCGGCUUUUGCACAUCCCACAAGGACAUCAGAUGAAUCAGCUAGCAGCACCUACUCUUGCACAACACUUCACUUCCGGUGGAGGACCAGUUAUGAUUGGUGGCGGCCAAUUAGCUCAUACAGUUAUUGGUGUUCAGCUAUGUGAGUCGACUUUGAACAGCACUGAAUCAUCAUGUCGUUACUUAAUUCUUGAUCCCCAUUAUACUGGUCCACUUGGAAAUAUUAAGCUUAUUACCGAAAAAGGUUGGUGUGGUUGGAAACUUCAGAAUUUUUGGAAAUCCAGUGUACACUAUAACCUUUGUCUUUUACCACCCAUGAAAAGUAAUUGUGUAUAA
This is a messenger RNA of Schistosoma turkestanicum, 828 nucleotides long. NCBI's taxonomy places the organism in Eukaryota, Metazoa, Platyhelminthes, Trematoda, Strigeidida, Schistosomatidae. The record is from the annotation of a GenBank genome assembly.